This is a messenger RNA of Impatiens glandulifera, 1217 nucleotides long. RefSeq names its product 26S proteasome non-ATPase regulatory subunit 14 homolog. The record is from RefSeq and is a predicted model, not a curated record. Gene Ontology annotation, cellular component: proteasome regulatory particle, lid subcomplex. Lineage: Eukaryota; Viridiplantae; Streptophyta; Magnoliopsida; Ericales; Balsaminaceae. Gene Ontology annotation, biological process: proteasome-mediated ubiquitin-dependent protein catabolic process; protein deubiquitination. The transcript is spliced from 6 exons. Gene Ontology annotation, molecular function: metallopeptidase activity; protein binding; proteasome binding. The coding region runs from base 83 to 1012 and encodes 309 amino acids.
CUCAGUUGGGUUUCUUCAUUUCCGAUCGUUCUUGUCUUGCUCCCAAAGAAAACUGAGUGGUGAAGGAGAAAAAGAUCUUGAUAUGGAGAGAUUGCAAAGAAUGUUCGCCGGCGCUGGAGGUGCGUUGGGGCACCCGCCGCCAGAUUCUCCCACUCUUGACUCGUCAGAGCAGGUUUACAUUUCCUCACUUGCCCUACUGAAAAUGCUCAAACACGGGAGAGCAGGAGUUCCAAUGGAAGUCAUGGGUUUGAUGUUGGGGGAAUUUGUAGAUGAGUAUACUGUCCGUGUUGUUGACGUUUUCGCCAUGCCUCAGAGUGGUACUGGUGUAAGUGUUGAAGCCGUUGAUCAUGUCUUCCAGACGAACAUGCUUGAUAUGCUUAAACAAACUGGAAGACCUGAAAUGGUGGUUGGUUGGUACCAUUCUCACCCUGGAUUUGGAUGUUGGCUAUCUGGUGUCGACAUUAAUACUCAACAGAGUUUUGAAGCACUAAAUCAGAGGGCUGUAGCUGUGGUGGUGGAUCCCAUACAAAGUGUGAAAGGAAAGGUGGUUAUUGAUGCUUUCCGUUUAAUAAAUCCACAAACUAUGAUGCUUGGCCAAGAGCCAAGGCAGACAACAUCAAACCUUGGGCAUCUUAACAAACCUUCCAUUCAAGCACUAAUCCAUGGAUUGAAUAGGCAUUAUUAUUCAAUAGCUAUUAACUACAGGAAGAACGAACUUGAGGAGAAGAUGUUACUGAAUCUUCAUAAGAAGAAAUGGACUGAUGGAUUAACACUCCAACGGUUUGAUACCCAUUCCAAAACCAAUGAGCAAACUGUUCAGGAAAUGUUGAGUCUGGCAAUUAAGUACAACAAGGCGGUGCAAGAAGAGGAUGAGCUGUCCCCGGAAAAACUAGCAAUUGCAAACGUGGGAAGGCAGGACGCCAAGAAACAUCUAGAAGAGCAUGUCUCCAACUUAAUGUCUUCCAACAUUGUUCAGACAUUGGGUACCAUGUUGGAUACAGUGGUCUUCUAGUAGUGUGUGUCUACACAACAAGAAAAGGCAAACCCUUAAAUCCCCAUCGACAAAAGACUGGCUUGUUCUUGAAUGUUUUUUUACUUAUGAACUAUUGUAGUUCCUGCUAGAUCAUACGAAUAUCGGUUUACAGUUGUGUUAAAUUGUUUUAUGGAAUUGCACUUGGACUCAAUUGAACUGAGUAACUGAUGAGUCUCAAUUUCUA